Messenger RNA from Candida dubliniensis CD36, 3642 nucleotides. It is a transcript of the gene ZCF13, whose product is annotated as Zcf13p. Gene Ontology annotation, cellular component: nucleus. Lineage: Eukaryota; Fungi; Ascomycota; Pichiomycetes; Serinales; Debaryomycetaceae. Gene Ontology annotation, molecular function: DNA binding; zinc ion binding; DNA-binding transcription factor activity, RNA polymerase II-specific. The transcript has a single exon. Bases 1 to 3642 code for a protein of 1213 amino acids. Gene Ontology annotation, biological process: DNA-templated transcription; positive regulation of transcription by RNA polymerase II. The record is from RefSeq and is a predicted model, not a curated record.
AUGGAUAAGAAAAGCAAUCCCGACAAAAAAGACAGUCGGUCCAGUUCGUCUCCUCAAAUACCGAAAAAACGAUCUCGAGUUCGACAACCAUUAAGUUGUUCAGUUUGCAGGAAAAGAAAACUGAAAUGUGAUCGAGCUCGUCCUUGUGGGACUUGUAUAAAAAAGAGUAUUGUACAUUUAUGCCAUUACGAAGAUGAUAAUCGACCCCCAAUCAACCACUUUCUACCUCCUCAGCAACAGUUGCACCAACACAUUGACAAUAACGGAUAUAUACUAACAGACCAUCCAUUACCACCACCACUAGUACAUUAUCAAGAACAAUACAACAAUCAGCACCACCUCCAUCCCCACAACAAUAACAGCAAUUUCGACCCAUCACUUCUGCAUAUACAAGGAAAUGGAAAUAAUCAAUUUCAACAUCAACCUUUAUCGAGUCAAUCACCUCUGGGGAACCAUCAAUACUUACCAAUACCUCCACCACCACCACCACAACAACAACAACAACCAGAACAACAGCCUCCAUCUAUUUCUCCAGUGGGGUAUACCUCUCUGACAAAGCUGUCGCAAACACAAAUCUCCAUUCCAACGCCACCACCACCACUACCACCACCAGCAGCCCCAAAAUCAUCUAAUUCGACAUCGAAUCACAGUAGUCCAAAUAGACCUCCAGCCACUUCAGGACAAAAUAGUUACAACACCAGUAAUUACUCGAAUUUCAAUCCUACCUCAAUUUCUGAUGCCAAUUCUAAACCGAAAUUGAAUUCAAUAAGUUUACCCCUACCCCCACCUCCUCCUCCACCUUCUGUGACGACACCUUCAUUACCUAUUCCUUCCACGACAAAAUCGUCAAUUUCUGGUAUGAGUUUGACUCACGACAACCCAUUCGGACAACUUUCGAUUCCAUCUCCAAUCCCACCAAUAAACGAAUUGUCACCGUCAUUACUGAGACUAAAAUCUUUGGGCACAAACUCAGAGGGAGUCUUGUCACCAACUACAAUUGGAGUAAAUGAUCUUCUCAAUCCAUCUGGAUCUAAUGGUGGCUACAAUCAAGUGGAAAAUAAUGUAUCAUCUGUACAAGAUAAAUCUAACCCAACUGUGCAAAGUGUAUUAUCUGACCAAACAGCAUCAUCAUUGAAAUCCAUUUCAUCACCUCAAGAAAGCGAAUCAUUUUCGUCAAACUCGUUAGUUUCAAUCCCAUUGGGUGCCAAUUCUUCCUUACAAAUCAAUGCUCUGGAUACUAUGGAUGUUUUCACCAAUGGUGUAUUUUCUUUACACUCAACAGGUAAUGAAUGGCAACAACUGGGCACACUUUCUUAUCUUGGAUUAACCAAGAGUGAUCCUUUUAUUACUAUUUUGAGAAAUUUCACCGUGCAUCUAUUCAGAAGUGACGAGUUUUUGAAUGUUAUUCGAAAUGACGCUACAAGAAAACGGAGAAAUUCCAAUGGGAGUUUAAUAUCAAUCAGAUCCAGUAGAACCGGUGAUGAAGGUUUAUCACCAGUAGCAACGAAAAGACCAAAACUAGACAAUAAUGGUAACAACAACAGCAAUGCAUCAAUACCGAUGAACCGAUCAAAUUCGAGUGACUCAAAUUAUUUGUCACAUAAUGUUAAUUUUAAUGAUGCCUUUGAUAUGAUAUCGGAAAAUGGUAAACCAAGCACCAACACACCUUUGGAUACAUUUUCACCUCUGGUACAACAAUAUGAAAGUCCCAAGAAAACACCAGGAGAUAUGGCAUUUAUGCAAUCGUUUUAUAAUGGAGGACAAAAGAGGCAUGAGUAUUAUAGAUUUGUUGAAGAAGAAGUUUUAAAAGUUUUACCUGACAAGACCAAUCUGUUUCAAUUGUUUUGUCGAUUUUUUAGAUUUGUCAACCCAUUCAUCCAAAUAAUUGAUGAACAUGCGUUAUUAUUUGAUAUUAACCCUAUACUCCCCAAGUUUUUAAAGUUUAAUCAUGAGAAAAUUACUGAAAUAAAAAUAAAAAAUGAAAAUGAUUUGAGAACAUUGGGGAUUUUCAUGUUGGUGCUCAAACUUGGAUACCAAACCAUGAUUCAUAACGAUAAUGAACAUAAUAAUUAUAAUGAACAAGAGUUGAGUAUUAUAGAUAGUAUGCAACAAUUGGACAAUCCAACAUUCAAUCGAAUUAUCAACUUGUGUAUUGCAGACGGGUUAAUUACAGCCAGAUCCUCGUUCAAAUUGGUUCAAUUAUUGGCAUUAUUAUAUCAUUAUAAAGGGAUGAGUCCUGAUGACUCUCAUGGCUUAUCCAGUACUGAUUCACAAAUAUUAUUGGGGACAAUAAUCAGACAUGCAUUUUCCAUUGGGUUAAACAGAGAUCCAACUUGUUAUACUACAUUUGAUAAUUUGGCAAAGAAUCAAGUAUUAAUUAAAACUUGGAGACAUCUUUGGUGGUUUUUAGUAGCGACUGAUGCCAUGAGUGCUUUGAAUACAGGUUGUAAUUUGAAUUUAGCAAGUCUUGAUGGGUGUGACGUUGAGUAUCCACAUGUUGCUGAUGAUCCUACUGGUGAAAUGAACAAAAUAUAUGGAGUUUUGGCAAAAAUAUGUGAACAUUAUCGAAAUAUAGUCAAUAAGAUUAAUAAUUUGAGACAAAAACCAAAAGUGGUGGAGAUUUUAAAAGAAACUAAUCAAAUGGAAAGAAUUUUUUUCGAUUUUUUUGGUAAAGAUUUUUUCAAAGAUGUGGUUUGUAAACCAGCUAAAGAACCAACUAAUAUAAAUGGAUUUGAAGAAGCUAGCAAAGAACAUAUGGAACGAGUAGUUAAAGUUUUCAAGUAUUGUUUGUUUGUCCAAUUGAGAACUAAUUUGUCCGGGAUGUAUUAUAAAAUUGCUAUACAUUAUGAAAACGAAUAUGACAAAUCCAAAACUCCUUCUAUGAAAGCAGGGAUUGAAUUGUUUAAAAUUUAUAUUAAAAGUGUUGUACAAUUGGUGUAUAUCAUGUCAUAUGUUUUAGAUAAUUCAGUGUAUUUGUUUGGGAAGAACUUUGAUUAUAUGUUAACUGCAUCAAAUGAAAGGUAUAUGAUCAAAACCCAUUCAUUUUUGACGUCAUUUUUCGUUAGAUUAUUACAUCAAAAGAAAGAACUUUCAUUUAAAGUGUUUAAAGAAAUCAGUUAUAUGUCACGAUUAGAAUGUAUUAAUAAUUUGUUUGACAUUGUUUUAGAAGAUGUGGAAUUAUUUGUUGGUGAUUUCCGAAGAUUAUCAAAGACAUAUAUCAAUUCUUAUCGGUUAUAUAUUAUCACAUUUAUUGUUUUAAGACAAUCAAUUGAUAAUUCUGAUGCAUUUUUCGAAAAAGCCGCUAGUGAUCAACUGUUUUUCCAUCAAGGAACAAAUAUGAUUGAAUUUUUUUCUCAACAAGAAUUGAAUCAUUUAUGCCGUUUAUGUAGAGAUUGGAGAAAUAUUAAAGAAGCUCAAAAAAAAUAUAAAGAUGCUAAAAAAAAUAAAAAUGAUACUAAAGAUGAUGGGUUUGAUCCAUUAAAAGAAUUGGAGAGUAAAUUAUUUGGUUCAUCAUUUUUUGAUGAUGAUAAUAUUUUCAGUAAUUUGAAUAAUUUGAGUGAUGAAAUUUUGGAUCCAGUUGCUUGUAAAGAGGAUUUAAUCAGAUUAUUCAAUAUUUAUGGUGAUUUCAAUGAUCUCUUAUAG